Molecule: messenger RNA, 2335 nt
Organism: Sander lucioperca (pikeperch)
Lineage: Eukaryota; Metazoa; Chordata; Actinopteri; Perciformes; Percidae
Product: neuroplastin-like
Exons: 9
Coding region: 222-1415 (397 amino acids)
Biological process (GO): synapse organization; homophilic cell-cell adhesion
Cellular component (GO): neuronal cell body; plasma membrane; axon
Molecular function (GO): axon guidance receptor activity
Source: RefSeq, a predicted model, not a curated record
UCCCUCGCUGCGCCGGGCUGACAGCAGAUCGCUGCACAGGAAGCUAUCAGUAGUGCCGUAGGUUCCACUGCCAGUCUACCUAGCGACAUUUCACUCUGUGCGUGACACGAUUGCGUGUGUGUAGGUGCGAGCCUCGGAGAAUCCAUCCCGCAUCAUCAUCAUAUUCCGCUCGGGUCACCUAGCGCUCGACUACCGGCAUUUUCCAUCUCCCGUCUCCGAAGAUGAUACCUGGCAAACGAAGGGCUGCAGUCAUGUCCUUCUCGGUAGCGAUUUUUGGAGCCCUGAUGCUGCAGUCCGUCUCUUCCCAGAACGCGGGCUUUGUGAAAUCACCUUUUUCUGAGACUAAGCUCACGGGUGACACCUUUGAGCUUUACUGUGAAGUGGUGGGAAACCCCACCCCAGAAAUCCAGUGGUGGUACGCUGAGAUCAACCAAGCUGAUUCCUUCAGGCAGCUGUGGGACGGCGCCCGUAAACGGCGAGUAUCCAUCAGCACGGCCUACGGCUCCAACGCUGUGAGCGUGUUGAGUGUCUCUCGUCUCACGCUGGACGAUGCCGGGACCUAUGAGUGCAGAGCCAGCAAUGACCCGCGACGUAACAACCUGCACCAAAAUCCAGCCACCACCUGGAUCCGCGCUCAGGCCACUAUAAUGGUGCUGCAGAAGCCGUCAAUCGCCGCCUCUGAAUCCAUCACACUUCCUGUGGAAGGCGACUCUUACACACUGCAAUGCAACCUGACCAGCUCCCACAGUGUCCACCAGGAGAGCUACUGGAUGAAGAACUGGGAGGAGAUCCCAGAAACACGCAGCCCAAAUAAGAACACUGAGUACCUGCUGAAAAAACCAAGAGGAGAGGCCACCGGAGUGUACAUGUGUGUCUUCACCUUCGCGAUGGCUCCUGCAGCAAACGCCACCAUCGAAGUUAAAUCUGCUCCUGAGAUUACAGGCCACAAACGUAGUGAGAAUAAGAAUGAGGGCCAGCUUGCUGUGCUCUACUGUAAGUCUGUGGGCUACCCUCACCCUGUCUGGACAUGGCGCAAGUUGGACAACGGCAUUCCUAGGGAAAUUGACAACUCAAGCGGACGCUUCUUAAUCAGCAGCAGAGACAACUACACUGAGCUCCACAUUGUCAACCUGGACAUUAAUUUAGAUCCAGGCGAGUACCACUGCAAUGCCACCAACAUGCUCGGCAGCCGUGAUGAGAUGAUUGUGCUGAGGGUUCGCAGCCACUUGGCCCCCUUAUGGCCUCUUCUGGGGGUUUUGGCUGAGAUCAUCAUCCUAAUCGUCAUCAUCGUCGUUUAUGAGAAGCGUAAGAAGCCAGAUGAUUUACAAGACGAUGAUGACCAUGCAGGUCCAGUGAAAACUAAUUCAACCAAUAACCACAAAGACAAGAAUCUUCGCCAGAGGAAUACAAACUGAGCAGCCUGUCUGCUGAGUUCAUUCAUCAUUUAACAUGUAUUGACCAUAUGAAGGUAAACAAGAAGGGAAUCCAGUAUCUGUCAUUACAAGUAUGGUUGUGGAGGAGUUCAAUGAGGAAUGUAUUAUGAUUUUAUUGUGUGAGGGUGCGGAAAUGGAAUAUGGAAUUAUUAACAUUAUAACCAUUGUUGCUGCAUGCAGUUGCUGACAUUUAUUCUUCCCUCUUAUUCACUAAUUUUACAUUGUUACGACUUUUAAAAUAAUGCAUGCAAGAUGUUGACCUUCUGUUUGAUACAGAAAUGGCUUUUUUUUUUGCUCUUUUCUCUGAGAGUGGCUUCAUUUAGAUAAUCAGUACUGUGUGUUCUAGAGGAAAAACAAAACUUGGCAAUGUAAAAGAAAAUGCCACUAUAAUCUGGUAUGACAGUUAUGUACAGUUUUAUCAUUCCACUGCAUACCAUUUUAUCAGAAACUAUCUAUUACAUUUUUAAGGGCUACGCAAUGUCCCUCUAAAUUUGAUUAAGGGUUUAUUUUACUGUAUGUACUGUAUGUGUUAAAUCACUAUAUCUAUGUAUCAGAUCUCCAUUAAUAUAAAGACUAUUCAAAUGAUUUGAUGCACUUAGAUGUUGAGGAUAACAAAAAACUGUAAAAACCUACUUUAGGAAACCUGUACUAAUCAUUCUAACAUAUUGUUUUAUAAGUAUGUGUAUUGUACAGCAUGGCUAUUAUCCUAUGCAAUUAUUAUCCAUAUCAAUAUAUUGAAAAUCAUUGCAGCUUUUGAUUUCUCUGUGACAAAGCUUUAAACUAGUAAGAUCACCAUAGAGCGUUGAUGGCAUACUGCACAGCUGCAUGAAUUCUCUACAGCCCACGUCAGGACUGACAAGAUCCCCGACUCAUUUUUAAGAAUAAAUAUCUCAAAAAAUAAA